Phragmites australis (common reed) is the source of this 3868-nucleotide messenger RNA. RefSeq lists its product as uncharacterized. Gene Ontology annotation, cellular component: cytoplasm; plasma membrane. The transcript has 24 exons. Gene Ontology annotation, biological process: regulation of exocytosis. Gene Ontology annotation, molecular function: GTPase activator activity; myosin II binding; syntaxin binding. The record is from RefSeq and is a predicted model, not a curated record. NCBI's taxonomy places the organism in Eukaryota, Viridiplantae, Streptophyta, Magnoliopsida, Poales, Poaceae. Bases 16 to 3492 code for a protein of 1158 amino acids.
CCUUUGCUGCUCAACAUGGGCCCCCGUUUAGACAAAGGAAGGCCUCCUCCUUUGCUUUCUCUGGGCCCAAAACCCAAAGCGAAGCACGCCACCAGUCAGUCAGUCAGCCAGUCGACCACGCCGUCGCCGUCCGUCGAGACCAAACCAUCGACGGCGAUGUUUGCGAAGCGCCUCUUCCACAAGGCUCUCCAUCAUCAGGGAGGGGGAGGGGGAGGAGGAGGACCUGCUGGGGACGUAGCCGAAAUGGAUGCGCAGAUCGCGCUUCACUACGGGGUGCCCUACACCGCCUCAGUCCUCGCGUUUGAUCCUGUCCAGCGCCUCCUCGCCAUCGGAACGCUAGAUGGUAGGAUAAAAAUAUUUGGAGGCGAUAACAUCGAAGGCCUCCUCAUAUCACCGAAGAGUGUCCCAUACAAGUUUGUGCAGUUUAUACAAAAUCAGGGGCUUCUGGUUGCCAUCUCUAACGAUAAUGAAAUCCAGGUAUGGAAUCUUGAGUUCAGGCAACUAUUUUAUUCUUCCCAGUGGGACGUCAACAUUACUGCUUUUGCAGUCAUAGAUGGGACCUUUCUGAUGUACCUUGGAGAUGAGAAUGGUCUUCUUUCUGUAUUGAAGUAUGAUGUAGAUGAUGGGAAGCUUCAAAGGAUGCCAUACAAUGUUCCUAUACAGUCCUUGGCCGAAGCGGCUGGUGUUUCCUUACAGGAUCCUCAACCUAUUGUUGGAAUACUGCCCCUACCUGACACUUUUGGGACAAGGGUGCUAAUUGCAUAUGAGAAAGGGUUGUUAGUUAUUUGGGAUGUAUCGGAGGACCAUGCAAUUUCUAUUAGAGGCUAUGGGGAUUUACACAUGAAGGGUCAAGUAACUGGUGCUCAGAGGGAUGCUGGUGAAGAUCAAUUGGACAAUACUAUUGAUGAAAGUGAAGAAGAGAGGGAAAUUUGUUCUCUUUGUUGGGCAUCAAAAGGGGGCUCAACCGUUGCUGUUGGCUAUAUAACAGGAGACAUACUUCUAUGGGAUAUGACUACAAGAUCCUCUAGGCAAGACAAGCAAAGUGACGCUUCAUCUAAUGUUGUUAAGCUGCAGCUGGCUUCAGGAAGCCGUAGGCUUCCUGUUAUUGUCUUGCAUUGGUCUGCUGGGUCAGCACUGGAUACUAAGAAAGGAGGGCAUCUUUUUGUAUAUGGUGGUGAUGAUAUGGGAUCUGAAGAAGUUCUCACGGUUCUUAGCUUGGAAUCGACUGCUGGAUUAGAAUCACUAAGUUGCAUGUCGCGGAUGGACCUCAAGCUUGAUGGAUCCUUUGCUGAUAUGAUUCUUAUUCCAGAUACUGGGGUUCCCGAUAAAAGCCGAACUUCGGCACUUUUCAUUUUAACAAAUCCUGGACAAUUGAAUUUUUAUGAUGGUGGUUCUCUAUUUUCUGUGCAAAACACAAAAGAGGGAAAUGCUCUGCCUGAAGCACAGAAAUUUCCAGUUGCAGUUCCUACGAUUGAUCCCAACAUAACAGUCACAAAUCUUUGUUCACUAUCCGGAAGGGAAUUUCCAAAUAUUUCACUAAAGAAAUUUUGUGCUAGGCAAAGUGCCACACCUUUCAUAUCAGGGAACAUGAAAUGGCCUUUGACUGGCGGGGUUCCUAGUGAGAUGUCACUGAAUGAAGAUCAUGCUGUUGAAAGAAUAUACAUUGCAGGCUACCAAGAUGGUUCUGUGAGAAUAUGGGAUGCAACAUUUCCAGUUCUGAUGCCAAUGUUUGUUUUGGAUGGAAAGGUGGCUGGUGUUAAUUUGGAUGGAGCAAAUGCUUCUGUAUCAUCUCUGGCUUUUUGUUCAUCAAACAUGAUAUUGGCUGUUGGGGCAACAAGUGGUCUGGUCCGCAUCUAUAAACUUCGUGAGCACACUGGAGAUUCAAGCUUUCACUUUGUGAGUGAAUCUAAGCAAGAAGCUCAUGUUGUUCAUCAUGCGAGAGGGUUUCAUUGUCAUGUUGCCUUUAUGGCAUCAAAUUCCCCAGUGCGAUCUCUCCUAUUUACAGCUUCGGGAGAGGUCCUUGCGGCAGGCUAUCAGAACGGUCAGGUGGCAAUGUUUGAUCCGAGUCAGCUAUCAAUUAUAUUCGCUGUGGAUUGUGCAUCAGGAACAAACUCUCCUGUUGUUUCCUUGAGCAUUAACAGUAUAGCUGCAUCUGCUACAAAAGAAGAUCAGUCAAAGAAAGAAAGUAAAAAAAGUGCAAAAUUACCCAGAGAUGUUCUUCUUUCAUUGACAAAGGAUGCUCGCGUUACUGUACUUGACACCACAACUGGUGUGAUGAUAAAUUCACAUCUCUUAGAUCAGAAGCAAUCAUCUGCUGUUUCCAUGUAUGUCAUAGAUGGAGCUUCAGACGAGAACCAAACUCGAUUAUCAGAAGAAAAAUCCCCAAGUCAAGGUCAGACAGGAAAAGGCAAUUAUGUUGACAGAAAACAAGCACAAGGAGUUGAAAAGCACCCAAAAAAUGCUCCCCAGCUUUCAAACAAUGGUGGUUUAGAUUCACUUCUUUUGGUCUGCUGUGAGGACGUGCUGCUUUUGUUUUCGAUGGUACUGUUAAUUCAGGGAAGCAGCAAGCAUCUACAUAAGACGAAACUUGCAAAACCUUGUCGGUGGUCAUCAGUUUUCAAGAACAUGGAUGACAAAAUUUGUGGGUUGAUAUUAGCUUAUGAGACAGGCACGAUAGAAUUGAGAUCUGUGCCAGACCUGGCUGUUGUUGCUGAUAGCUCCUUGAUGUCAUUAUUAAGAUGGAGUUACAAGACAGGCAUGGAAAAAUCCACAAGCUCUUCAAAUGGACAAAUUGCUCUGGUAAAUGGAUCUGAAUUUGCGAUCAUCUCUCUCGUAGCCUCAGAGAAUGACUUCAGGAUUCCAGAAUCUCUGCCGUCCCUUCAUGACAAAGUACUUGCAGCAGCUGCUGAUGCAGCUAUUACUUUCUCAACUGACCAGAGAAGAAAGCAGAAUCCAGCAGGAAUUUUUGGUGGCAUCAUUAAAGGAAUGAAAGACAAGGCUGAAGGAAACACGAAAAUUAAAGGAAGUUUCACUGAGCAAAUCCCCAGCGAACAUUUGGAGUCAAUUUUCUUGAAAGAAUCGUUUGUUGAACCAUCAAUACCCAAUCCUGAUGAUCCAAUAGAAGAACUGUCGAUUGAUGACAUAGUGAUUGAUGAUGAAGUAUCACUAGCCCCGGCACCAGCAUCAUCCUCUACAUCACACGUGAAUAAGAAAACAACAGUAGAGGAGGAGAGAGCGAAACUAUUUGAAGGGUCAAGCGAUGUUGAUAAACCAAGAAUGAGAACUCCACAGGAAAUUCUAACCAAAUAUAAGUUUGGCGGGGAUGCGGCGGCAGCAGCUGCUCAUGCGAAAGAUAAGCUCAUGCAACGGCAGGAGAAACUAGAGAGAAUAAGCCAACAAACCGCAGAGCUUCAGAAUGGAGCAGAAAACUUUGCUUCGCUCGCCCAGGAGCUUGCGAAAAAAAUGGAGAACAAGAAGUGGUGGAAGCUAUAACAAUGUGGUUUGUAUAGGCUGCAUUCGACACAAAGUAGGAGCAGUUGAGAUGUUCCGGUUUCUGGUUGUUAUUUAUUUCUGGACAUUCUGUUGCAUACCAUCAGGUGCUAUGUACAUUAGUUUCACUUGCCAGCUGUGGAGGUGGUUGUCUACCUUGCCAUUAGGUAGACAGCACUGCUGUUAUUGGUUUAGCUUAGGUUGUGCUGUAUACUACCAUCACCAUGUAAUCUUGUGUAUUAAGGGUGAUAGCAAAGACUACCAUCCGAUGGCUGAUGGAUGAGAGCUAGUGUAGGUGAUUUUCUUUUUUCUUUUGUUUUUCGUUUUUACAAUGUAAAGAUAAGAGAGAGAAUAAACGAAACUGCUUGUGCUUUUCACA